Messenger RNA from Monopterus albus (swamp eel), 3957 nucleotides. RefSeq lists its product as uncharacterized. The coding region runs from base 549 to 1256 and encodes 235 amino acids. Gene Ontology annotation, biological process: immune response. The record is from RefSeq and is a predicted model, not a curated record. Gene Ontology annotation, molecular function: tumor necrosis factor receptor binding. The transcript is spliced from 4 exons. NCBI's taxonomy places the organism in Eukaryota, Metazoa, Chordata, Actinopteri, Synbranchiformes, Synbranchidae. Gene Ontology annotation, cellular component: membrane.
CCCAAGUGCAAAGAUAUAUAAAUAUUAUUCUCUAUUUCUCUAUGUUAAUACGCCAGCUGUUACCUCUACAUUUUUCAAUGUGCCUUGUUUACCUCCCUUUGCUGCUGUCCGUCAGCUCUCAUUAUCUAUACCACUUAUCCCAACCGGAGGGUGGGGGGAAGGCUGGAGCUAAGAAAAUGUAUCUAUAUUGAUGUUUAAUCUGUAUUCUCAUACAUUGUAUCAUGACAUGAUAUAUUUUGAUAUGAUAUAUAUAUGGGGUCACUAGGGACUGGUGUGUAGCAUUAUUAUUAGAAUAUAAUGAUGAUAUGUGGGAGGUGAAGUUAAUUUUGGACACCACUGUAUAUAAACUGUGCUCCUCCUCCAUUUUCUCUUUUCAUUUGUAUAAAGAGACAUGAUGUAAUUCCAGACUGAGGUUUGUUGGCGUAGGCGGUUGGCUACAGCCCCAUUAUUUUCCUGCCAAUAUAAGACUCUCCAUGUUUGACUAGUAAAGAGCUGUUUUCAGGACCAACUAAGUUACAGACACCUGGAGAGCAAUCACACCCGUGGCCAUGGGACAGACAGUGAUGGAGCACACUCUGCCAGUUGAAGAUGCCUGCUGUAUGGGUCCGGAUGAAUCUGUUCUCAUUCUCAUCAAACACUGCCAGGACAUGAAGCAACAGGAGACGCGUCUCAGACUCAUCACUCUGUUACUACUGUUCAUAUGUACAGCACUGUUCAUUUUUACCACUGGUGCUGAUUUAAGGCAACACUUUGGAUCCAAGAGAGAAAUGAGUACAGUUGAGCAAAGUCCAGUACCCUCCAAGCAACAGAGCCUAUGCCCUGCAGUCAACCCUAAAACAAGCUGCCAAAAUCUCCACAUUCAUCUCAGGUCUGUGGCUACAGGCAACACAUCUGAUGGACAGCUCAUCAAAUGGGAUGUGAUGUUUGGUGACAACUACUACUACAACGAAGAAAAACGUGCCAUACUGAUUCAUGAGAACGGUCUCUAUUUUGUUUAUAUAAGGAUUACCUUAAGUUGCCGCAGUGAGGAUGGGCCUGAAGGCUUCAGUGUAAAGCUGCAACGUUGGAACAAAGGCUACGACAUGAUAGUACCCCUGACAGAUGCCAAGGAUGGUGUAGAUUGCACUUCACAAAGGUCUAGGAAUGUAUUUGUGGGGCAGCUUUUUGAUUUGUCGGAAGGAGAUCAUUUGAGUGUGUGGAUUGAUCAGGGCUACAAACUGAUCGCAACAGCUUCAGCUGGUGCUUUUUGUAUAUAGACAAUACAUCUUGAUGAGAAUAUUUUUAUUAUGUGCACAUUAUUUCAGUCCUAGUAAUCUAUGGGUUUAUUUAAAAAAAAACAUUUUAAGUUAUUUCUCAUCAUAUAUUUGCAAGCAUUGUAUAUUUUAAUGUAGUACCUGUUUAUUCAGGCAGGCAGAGCGGAAAUGGCGGAAGGAUGGUCUGCAAGUCUGACCUCUUAGCUAGAUAUCUUUUCAAACAAGCUUUUAAUGUCUAGCGUGUUCACUGAUUUUCGUCACCUUUAAUAAUUUAUUUCUUAACUAGUUUUAAUAUGUUUAGUGUGUGUAUUGUUCCUCUGGGCCACCACGGGUAAGCCCCCGGUACGAGAGCCGGCUGGGUGGGAGUUGGCCUAUAUCAGACGCUGGAUAUCUAUUUGGCUUCUGUCUGUUUAUGAGUGUUCUUAACUGAUAUUGUAUUACUAUGUUUUUAUUGUUGUAGCACUUUGUGCUCUUGAGCUGGAAAGUGCGGUACAAAUAAAGAUUAUUAUUAUUAUUAUUAUUCUUAAAAGAACUGUGUAUUCAGGUUUGGAGGCAACAGGGCUCUAUUUUCCCACCGGUGCAAUUUCUGCAUCAUUACAAACUCAGUCAUCGUGCAGCUUUCCUCAGCAUAACGUUUUGUUUUGUGCGUGUGUGUGCACUGGUGUGUUACACUGAGGUGGGAGGAGAGGCGUAGCUGAGGCCAUGUGUAUGCUGAUAAGGCAACACAGAAGGUUGGUACUUACACAGAGAGGUAACAAAUUACACUGUCUUGGUAAGAUGUUGUUGCAUCUUCUGUGACAUGAGCAACAUUCUUCCUCAUUUGGUGUUUUGAUGAUGCUGGUAGGCUGUAUCUCCAAAACUUCCCUUACAGUCUGUUUUCAAUCUGCAUUGAAUUCUUGAGACUGUAAAGGCCAAAACAUGAGUCACAUCACUGACAUCAUGAGUAAAUGGGUGGGGUGGCAAAAUAGGUCUGAUCAUUUAUUCAGAUUGCUCCUUUCAUUUGACACCAGUUUUAAUAUAAAGUGUUUUUUAUACAGUACAUGCACUUGAGUAUUCUUUUGGUGAAUAGUAGGCCUAUUUUACUGAGAUAUCAUUGGUUGUACUAUAUUGAAGUAAAGAAGGUUUGAAUUAGCUUGUUUGAGCCAUGGGUACAUUCAGCUGUUACAGAUUUUGAUGGGCUUUUUUGAGUAUAAGGCCAGAAAUAUGCUCAAUUGUUGAGACAAGAUUAAGGUUGUUAUUUGCACUGAGUUUUUUUUAUUAAUAAUUUAUAAUUACAUAAAAAUUUGCCCUCAGGGGAACUGUUUCCUGAGUCACUAAAUCUAAAUAACAAAAACCAAAUUCCCCCCUAGCCCCAGUGGUAUCUCAGCUUGCACUUUGUUUUUGUUGCUGAGAUUACUACUAUCUCUUACAACAGAAAUGAAUGGAAUUUGAUUUGCCUGCGUUGAAAUAUAGCAGCACUGCGUUGGCUUAAAAUGUGCUUUGCUUGUGGCUUUGACGUACAGCAUCUAUGUUCCUUAGGUUAGCAUGGUGAUAGCUUUUUACUUAAAUCGUAUUUGGGUAAUUAUGACAUAACAAAAACCUGGUCUAAUUUAUGAGAAAUAUGAAAUAUGAUGUGCACUUGUUAGACACAACUAAUUUUCAGAAUCCUACUGAACAUGACAUGUAGUGGGACUUUAAGCCAACAGUUAAUGGCACAGCUCAUUCAAAAGACCACUCCAAUGUAAGGAAACAGAAAUAUACUUAAGAAAAUAUCAGUUUUACAAAGUAUCACAAAUAUAUUUUAAAGGUUUCUAUAUAUUGUAUUUAUUCACAUGUUCUUUUAUAAAUUAUGAGCCAUUAACUAACAUUGAGAAUUAAAUGUGCAAAAAUGAUUUGGUUACUAUAUUUUGUUGCUUAUUCUAAGACUACCGUUACUAUAGCAUCUAAGUGGCUUACAGUGUUUGUUUGUUUGUUUGUUUUACCUCUGCCAAUAAGUUUAAGUUUUUGGUUCCGUGUGUGUGUGUUUGUUUGUUGGUUAGCAGGAUUAUGGACAAAUGGCUGGAUAGAUUGGUACAAACACUGGUGAGGACCAACCCUAGACGUAAUUAGAUUUGGUCUGAAAAGGUCAAGGAUCAAGAUCACAAAAAAUAAUAACAAAAAAAAUCCCAUCUUUAACACAGGGCAAAAAUAAAAAAAUAUCUCUCUGUCAAACGUUACUGAUUUUUUUUUUUUAAAUUUACCACACAUAUGGUGGCAAUGUCUAUCAUCAGACCAGAUUUCAUCCACAUCUGAUUUGGAUUCAGAUUUCUGACAGCCAUUUAAAGUUAACAUUGAAAACCCGGUUUAACACAUAUUUUCUGCUAUAACUUGGCCUGUGAUGAAGAUGGAACCCUGAAAUGUUCAUACCCUAAAAGAUUAUCCAGGUCUGAUUCAGAUCAUGACUUUUAGGGCAUAUUUUGUGUUGUUCUGCAUCUCAUUUUUCACAAGGGACCCAUUUGUGUGAACAAAUGUUGUGCCUUGGUGGAGGUACAUACGCUCUCUGAGUGCUCAUGUUUGUUUUGUUCUUUUGUUUGUUUGUUUGUUUUACAUAUGGCAUCCCAUCUACUUGAGUUGAACCUUUUGUCAUGUGCUUGUCUGAUUGACAACUACUGCUGUUGCUGUGGGCCUGUAAAGCCUACUGAGACAUUUAAUGUAAUAAUCUAUACAAAUAAACUUGACUUGAGAA